Molecule: messenger RNA, 3232 nt
Organism: Oryza sativa Japonica Group (Japanese rice)
Lineage: Eukaryota; Viridiplantae; Streptophyta; Magnoliopsida; Poales; Poaceae
Product: protein PLASTID MOVEMENT IMPAIRED 1
Source: RefSeq, a predicted model, not a curated record
UUUUCCUCCUCUUCUUCUACCAACGCCCAUUAAUUCCCCUCGCUCGCUUGCUUUGCUCGCAUUAACACCUGAUCACAUCAACUUUGCCCAAGUCGUAAAGCUUCCUCUCUACUAAUCCAAGUCACAGGUCGGCCAUGACCCAAAUCCCGUGGCGUCAAUUCGAUCACUCGCUCGACCUCGCGUGCGUCGCCACCGUCGUGGACGAGCCGCGGCCAUCGGAGACGAAACAGGAACGCCCAGAGCGCUCCUGGCCGUCGAUCCGACCAACGAGGCGAAUCUGAGCCGUCCGAUGGAGUAGUUGCGCCUCCUUUUUCAACCCCCCCACCCUUCGCGCCAACGCCACAGUGCGCGCGCUCCGCGUCGUGACACGGACGGACAUGGCGGGCUCCGGUGGCGAGGCGAUGGCGAGCUCUGGGCUUGACCUGGGCGAGUACCUCGAUCGGCCGGACGCUAUCCACCGGCGAGCGGCGUCGGUCGCCAUCGUGAGGUCCGGUGGUGGCGAUGGGCCGAGGAUUGUGGAUGGAGGGAGGGAUGAUCGGAGGGCGCGGUCGUCGCGCCGGCUCUCGCUGUCGUCGUGGAGGAGGCCGGCCGGCGGCGAGACGUCGGUGGAGUCGAGGAGGUAUGGUUUUACGGCGGCGGCGGCGGCCGAGGUUGGGGGGAAGACGAGGGCGGCGGCGAUAUGGGAGUGGAAGCCGGUGCGCGUGCUCUCUCGCAUCGGGAAGCGCCGGUGCGGGUGCCUCCUGUCCGUCGAGGUGGCCGGCGUCCGCGGCGUUCCGGCCUCCAUGGACGGCCUCCGCCUCGCCGUCACGGUGCGCAAGGCGGAGACGAAGGACGGCGCGGUGCAGACGAUGCCGGCGACGGUGCGCGGCGGCUGCGCCGACUUCGUCGAGACGCUCUUCGUCAGGUGCAACAUCUACUUCGCCGGCGGCGCCGGCACCGGGAAGCCGCUGAAGCUCGAGCCGCGGCGGUUCGUCGUGUCCGUCGUCCCCGCCGAGGCGCCCGGCGUCCGUCUCGGGGCGCAUGCCGUCGACGUCAGCUCCCUCGUGCUCGACUCCCUCCAGAAGAGCUCCGAGGGCCGCCGUGUCCGGUGGUUCGACACGGCCGUCACCCUCUCCGGCAAGGCCACCGGCGGCGAGCUGCUGCUCAAGCUGGGGUUCCAGCUCAUGGACGACGCCGGCCUCUGCCUCUACACCCAGGCGGCAACGGAGAAGGUCGACGUCGUCGACGACGUGUCGCCGGCUCUUGCCAGAGCUCACAACAAGAACUCGUUCAGCGUCGCGAGGACGUCGGGGCCCAAGCUUUCAGCAUCCGACGCGGCCAUCUCGCCCUCCAUGAGAGCCUACAAGCAGCUCAUCGAUAGGCUCAGCGUCGACGAGCAUGGAGAUCCUGUGACGUCGCUGAUCCCUCGGAAGCUCGCCGACGACGAACUUUCCGGCGACGUCGGCCUCCCGGAGUACGAGGUGGUUGACAAGGGCGUCGAGACCGUCAAAGAGGUCGUCCACUACCAUGCUCACCGCGACGUGCUCAAAGAGCUCGACUCCAUUGCCGAGCAGAUCGAGGCCAUCGAGGCGCUGAUGACGAACGGCGGCAAGAAGUCGCCGCCGUCGCCGAAGAAGGUGGAUCAGAAGCAGUGCCUCGACGCGGAUGAGGAGAUGGUGACGGUGGAGUUUCUACGGAAGCUCGAGGUAGUCGACGAUAAGGGCAGGAAGCUGAAGCAGCCCAUGACGCCGAGAAGCGAGUCGGAGAAGAAGGCGGCGGCGGCGGCGCCGCCGGUGGUGCCGGACUUGGGGCCGGGCCUUGGGACGGCGGUGCAAACGCGCGACGGCGGAUUCUUGGUGUCCAUGAACCCGUUCGACUUGCCUCUUGAGAAAGGAGAUGCACCCCCGAAGCUCGCCAUGCAGGUGUCGAGGCCGUUCGUGCUGCCGAGCUCCAUGGCCGCGACUGGGUUCGACGUCCUCCAGAAGAUGGCGGCGGCGGGCGGCGCCGACGAGGUCCGGGACAAGGUGGCGAGGCUCGGCGGCAUGGACAACCUCACGGGGAAGACGCCCGAGCAGGUGGGCUUCGAGGGCAUCGCGGAGGCGGUCAUCGGCGGGCGGCGCACCGAGGGCGCGAGCUCGAGCGCCGCCCGGUCCGUCCGGCUCGUCCGGAAGCUCGCCGCCGCCGUGUCCGAUGGCCGGAGCGAGCGCGUCGCCACCGGCAUCUGGACCGCGGCGGACGACCCGGAGACGCUGGAGGAGGUGAUCGCCUUCUCCCUGCAGAAGCUGGAGGCCAUGGCCGUGGACGCGCUCAUGAUCCAGGCCGAGAUGGCCGACGAGGACGCGCCGUUCGAGGUGGCGCCGGCCGCGGGCGACGCCACCACCGUGUUCGACGCGCUGGUGUCGCCCGACGAGUGGUCGGAGUCACGCGGCUCCGACGGCCGCGUCACGGUGGUGGCGGCCAUCCAGCUGCGCGACCCGUCGCGGCGCUACGAGGCGGUGGGCGCGCCGAUGGUGGCCGUCGUGCAGUCGGCGAGGCUGCUCGGCGCGGCGGGGAACAGCGGCGGGAGGUUCAAGGUGAGGAGCCUGCACGUCGGCGGCGUGCAGCUGCGGUGCCCGGUGGGAGGCGGCGCCGGCGGCGGCCGCGCGAGCUGGGGCGCGGAGAGGCAGAAGCUGACGGCAAUGCAGUGGGCGCUCGCGCACGGGCCGGCGCGCGCCGCGGGCAGGAGAGCGCGGACGCCGACGACGACGACGACGCCGUCGUCUCAGGCGAGGCAGCGGCCGGACGUCGUGUGGAGCUUGUCGUCGCGGGUGCUCGCCGGGAUGUGGCUCAAGACGGUGCGCAACCCGGAUGUCAGAGUUGGCGCCACCGCCGCCGGCAGCGGCGGCGGCGGCAACUGAGACGGCGCCGGCCGGCCGGGAUGGCACGUUACACAAUUUGUAGGUUUGCAUGAUAUGUAUGCAAACUCCAGUACUCCCCGUACUGGUACAUUACAUAAGUAUUAGCAUAAAAUCGUUUUAUCUGAAGUCUGUUUGAAACGCAGGAAUUUUAUAGAAUUUUUAGAAAUCAGAUAAAAUUCCUGCAUUUGAAACAGGCCUUGUGUUGUAUGUGUAGGCAGUGUAGCCAAGUUGUCAGUGUGUUACUGUGCAGAAUCAUGCGUUCGCUUGCCUUGUUUGGUACUACAAUGUUAUCAUUUUAAUUCAUUCUUAACUACAUAUGAGAGUAAAAAAAAAUCAAAACUACUAUAUUGGACAUA